Manacus vitellinus (golden-collared manakin) is the source of this 417-nucleotide messenger RNA. RefSeq names its product bromodomain-containing protein 4-like. Lineage: Eukaryota; Metazoa; Chordata; Aves; Passeriformes; Pipridae. Gene Ontology annotation, biological process: chromatin remodeling; positive regulation of transcription elongation by RNA polymerase II. The annotation marks the transcript as partial. Gene Ontology annotation, cellular component: nucleus; chromatin. The record is from RefSeq and is a predicted model, not a curated record. The transcript is spliced from 2 exons.
GACGUGUUCGAGAUGCGCUUCGCCAAGAUGCCGGACGAGCCCGAGGAGCCCGUCGUCCUUCCCGCCUCCUCGCCCGCCGUGGUGCCGCCCCCCACCAAGGUGGCCCCGCCCUCGUCCAGCGACAGCAGCAGCGACAGCUCCUCCGACAGCGACAGCUCCUCCGACGACUCCGAGGAGGAGCGGGCGCAGCGCUUGGCCGAGCUGCAGGAGCAGCUCAAGGCCGUGCACGAGCAGCUGGCGGCCCUGUCCCAGCCCCAGCAGAACAAACCAAAGAAAAAGGAGAAGGACAAGAAGGAGAAGAAGAAGGAGAAGCACAAAAAGAAGGAGGAGCUGGAAGAGGCCAAGAAAAGCAAAGCCAAGGAGCCGCAGCCCAAGAAGGCCAAGAAGAGCAACAGCAACAGCAGCACCUCCAGGUGA